Tigriopus californicus is the source of this 1245-nucleotide messenger RNA. Its product is annotated as aspartate dehydrogenase domain-containing protein-like. The coding region runs from base 138 to 968 and encodes 276 amino acids. The transcript has 5 exons. The record is from RefSeq and is a predicted model, not a curated record. Gene Ontology annotation, molecular function: NADP binding; L-aspartate dehydrogenase [NAD(P)+] activity. Lineage: Eukaryota; Metazoa; Arthropoda; Copepoda; Harpacticoida; Harpacticidae. Gene Ontology annotation, biological process: NAD+ biosynthetic process.
AGACAUCUGGAAGGAAGAGCGCACCCAACAAAUAUGUACAGUAAAAUACAUGCAAGUGCAAGAAGGCCGAUUACCUUGGACUUCAUAUACAACCAAAGUGAACCUUAUUGAAGUUGUGUUGAAUUGGUGGAAUCACUAUGAGGCGAAUAGGAAUUGUCGGUUAUGGUCAUUUAGGCCAAUAUCUCACCCAAGCCAUUCAAGAGAGUAACGACUUGGAACUGGCUUUUGUCUGGAAUAGAACCAUGGACCUAUUGACCCAAGAGGCCAAGAUACCAUCGGAUCUUGUCAUGAGGGACUUGAGACAAGCUUCGGAAUACAAACCAGAUCUGAUAGUAGAAGUCUCCCAUCCAAGUGUGACAUUUAAGCAUGGCGAAUACUUUCUGCAAGUAUGCGAUUUCAUGAUUGGAUCUCCAACAGCUUUAGCUGAUCCAGCUUUGGAAGCCAAAUUAAAGGCUAAGGCUCUGGAGCAUGGUCAUGGUCUGUAUGUUCCAAGUGGUGCUCUUUGGGGUGGAGAAGAUAUCCGGAAAAUGGCGGACCGCGGCACUUUGAAAGGCUUAUGCGUGACUAUGAGAAAGCAUCCAACUAGUUUCAAGAUCGACGGGCAACUUCGGGCACUCAAUGAACAAGCCAAGGAUGCCUCAGUCACUUUAUACCAUGGCCCAGUGCGGGCAUUGUGCCCCUUGGCUCCUAACAACGUGAACACAAUGGCUGCCGCUGCAAUCGCCGCGCACAACCUUGGGUUUGACGGAGUUCAGGGACGACUGAUAUCCGAUCCAAGUUUAUCCGAUUGGCAUGUCGUGGAAGUGAGUGUGGAAGGUCCGGAAAUGCAUGGACAACGUUUUAAGGUGGACACCAUUCGGCGCAAUCCAGCCGCCAUUGGGGCCGUGAGCGGUUCAGCUACGUAUGCUUCGUUUUUCUCCUCCACUCUUUUGGCUCAUGGCAAAGGGGCAGGUGUGUUUCUUUGCUAGCCGGGUGUGACAAGAUGAAGACGAACGAGGACUCCAACUUAUCAAGUAUCGCCACUCAUUUGAACAUUAACAGAUACUAAACGCAAUUUCAUUAAUGACUGUCGAUGACAAAAUUAAUUUGCUUUAAGUUACAUGCGGAGAUUAUACGAGUUAGUUAAGAGAAAUAGUUUGCACCUUUAAAUUUCAUUGUUCUGCUCUUGUCCUUAUCACAAGUAAUUUGGGGCAUGUUUAUGAAUCUUGUUUUGAAAUAUAGUUAUCAUAUUUUGCUUGUGUUGUA